Dictyostelium purpureum is the source of this 1173-nucleotide messenger RNA. RefSeq lists its product as uncharacterized. The transcript has a single exon. NCBI's taxonomy places the organism in Eukaryota, Evosea, Eumycetozoa, Dictyosteliales, Dictyosteliaceae. The record is from RefSeq and is a predicted model, not a curated record. The annotation marks the transcript as partial.
AGAUGCAGAAAUAGCAAGGUCUAUUUAAACAGUAAGAAGUGUCAAUUCUUUUGUAUUGAAGUAGAGUUUUUAGGUCAUGUUAUUAGUGCGGAAGGUAUUAAAGUAAGAGAUUCGAAGAUAGCAGCCAUUCAGGAGUAUCCUAUUCCUGCUACAAUUGGUGAAGUUAGAAGCUUCUUAGGUUUGUGUAAUUAUUAUAGACGGUUUAUUCCUAGUUAUACAGAACUUACUGCAGGUCUUACAUCCAUUACGUCAGGUAAGAAUUAUACCAAGUUAAAGCUUUCGGAUAAGAUUAUAGACGAUAUCGAGAAAUUAAAGUUGGCUUUAGCGUCGUCCAAAUUGUUGAUCAAACCAGAUCCAAAGAAGACUUUCCAUGUCUAUAUUGAUGCAAGCGAUGUUGGUACCGGUUGCAUGAUCACUCAGUUCGACAGUGAUAAUAAUGAACGUCCAGUAUUGUACGACUCGAAGAAAUUUAAUAGUUUUCAGAAAUCAUAUACAACUACCGAUAGAGAAUUAUUAGCGUUAAUCAAUGUGUUGAAGAAAUUUGAUUAUUUAUUGUUAGGUAAUAAAUUUAUAGUUUACUCGGAUCAUCUUAAUUUAGCUCAUUAUCAAACUAAACAAGAGACACCUAAAAGGUUAAUUAGAUGGUUAGACUUAAUCAGUAUGUUCAGUUACGAGUUAGUACACAUCGAGGGUAAGAAGAAUAUUGCAGCAGAUUUUCUCAGUCGUAACGCCAAAUUUUAUUAUGAUUGGGACGAUGGGUUUUUAGAUCAAGUUAAGGAAUCGUAUGAAGUUGCGGAUGAAUACAGUAAGAAAUGGUUGGAGACAGCAAAAUUAAGAAAUGAUAUGUUGGAAAAAGAUGGUUUAUUAUACUUAAUUGAUGCUACAACAGAUUCAAGAAGACUAGUUUUAGUGGACAAAGCUCAAAUUACUAAAAUUUUAGACGAAGGUCAUCUUUCUAAUUAUGCAGGUCAUCCAGGAGUAUACAGACUCACAGCACGAAUCAGACCAAGUUUUUAUUUUCCCAAGUUUUGGAAACGUGUUAAAGCUUAUGUAGCCGCUUGUCCAGAAUGUCAAAAGGUUAGAAUCGAAAGGGAGAAGCAUGGUUUACUAAAUCCGUUACCAAUACCUGCUAGACCUUGGAAUGAUGUUACGAUGGAUUUUCUCUCAUUACCU